AUGAAUUUUUUAUUUUACAUAGAACCAAAUUCUCCCGGUGAUAAUGACAAUGAAGAGUCCGAAACGGAUGAUUCUCUCAGCAGUAGAUCAGAUCUACGUAAUGAAAAUCAAAAAGAAGAUAUAUCUUUCGAUACCAUACACGAUGUUCUGACCAAAAUUGAAUCGCCGCUUGAACGCUCCGAUGAGAAUAAGCGUUUAGCAAAUGAUUUUCGUACGAAGCCUUUGGGUCAAUUAAAAAUGAUCGUUAAUGGAAAGAACCAACAGAUAGAAAAUUUAUUGAAUGAUCGUAAAUUAUCACGAAAAGAUCCACCGUUAAAACUGACCAAUGGGAAUGCAGGUUCAAAUGAAAAAUUAAAAUUACGCACGAAUAAUUAUGCUUAUCCUGAAUUAUUUACUUUCUGA
Molecule: messenger RNA, 402 nt
Organism: Rotaria socialis
Lineage: Eukaryota; Metazoa; Rotifera; Eurotatoria; Philodinida; Philodinidae
Source: the annotation of a GenBank genome assembly